AUGUAUUUGAAUCGAGUGCACAGAACGUUUCCUAAAUUAAAAAAAGUUGUUACAAGAUUACAUUCUCAAGUCGCAAUAAUAGAAGAAAAUGAAUACACUGAGACUCCACAAUAUCCUCCAAUUUUGGACAUGUCUCUUGAAGCUAAAAAAUUACGAGAAAGAGAAGCUCUGCAUAAAAAGAUUCAAGACAUAAAUACUGUAGAAGAAAAGCAAAUUGCGUUAAAUAUGCCCCGGUAUUAUGGGUGGAAAUGUAUUAUGUUACACGAAGACAAAGUGCCGUAUAAUGCUUUGCCUUUGGUUCAGUAUUAUACCAGAAGUCACUUUGUUUCUAUUGAUAAACUUCCAGAGGUAUAUAACGAAACAGGAGCCAGUGCAGAAACGAUUUCUCAAGAAAUUAAAUCGCAAGUUGAGGAAGCUAUUGCAAUUGAAAAUGAUGGCAUUGACCGGAACUUUACACCUUCACUUGAAAGUUCUUCACUUAAAUCUGAAGCUUCACUAAAGGAGGAUGCUAUAUCCAAAUGUAUAAUUAGGCAAAUAAAUAGAAUUAUAUUCAACAAUUUGACUGAUAAAGUGCCCCAUAUCUUGUCUUCCCAGGUAGACUAUGAUGCCAGACAUGAAGCUUUUUGGUUUAUUGGUGGUGUGAAACCACCUGCCUCAAUAAGAAAUUUUAGAAAACAAUUUAAAUGGCUACAUGACAAAAUUGAAGAACCUGUUGACAGACCUGUUCAGUAUAUAGGUACACCAAUGCUAACAAUCAGAAAUAGAUCACCACUGAAACCCCUCAUUCCGUACAGUGAAGCAGAAAAUCCUGCAUUCAAGGUUCCAAUAUUUCAUCAUUUGCCAAGAAGUGUAGGUUACUAUGAUCACCAUAGGCAUGGUACCAACAUACCAGGAUUUUGGCCAGGAGACUAUGAUGAGUUUGGUCUUAUGUCCUAUCAUGGCCGUGGUCACAUUCUAGAUCGGAAAGAGUCAUUUGGCCCUGAAGACAAUUUGGAAGCAUUACACUGCCAAGCUCUAAAGGCUAGUUUUGGAUGGCUGUUAUCCCAAGCAAAUUACCAAGGCUUUACAACAUUUAAUGACAUAACUUAUCCACUAGUUACACAAACAAUUAUUACAAAUGGGCAGUACUGGUCAUUAUAUGCAUAUCAGUUGAAUACCAUAGUAAUGCAUAAUGACAAAUUUGACAGCAACCCUAAACAUAAUAUCUGUUUUGGUACAAAUCCCCUGAAGCUUUAUGACUGUAUAGAAAAUGGAAAUGUAAAAGGUUUUAAUGAGGAAGUUUUAAAAAUGCUAAUUCAAUUUUACCUGAAUGCGCCUGAAGAUCGUGAGCAUGAAAUGAAGCCAUACCUGGGCAAAGAGGAACAAGUGGUUGCUGAUAUAGAAGAUGAUAACAGACGUUGUUGGUUAGAAUCCAGAUACAAGCAUUUGGUAGCCAAUAGGCCAAAACACCUUUUAAUUCCUGAGACAUACUUAUGGGAAGACAUAUAUAAAAUCAAGUUCAAAACUCGAUUCUUUGAAGCUAAGAGGAGACCAUUCGAACUUGGCAUCAACCCAUUCAGGAGGCGUCUUGACGAACAUUUGCCACCUUAUAUUCCGAAGGUCUUGCGGCCUUAUCCUAGAAGUAAAAAGAAGUUUGAGACCACCUAUUAUCCUAAAGUGUAG
This is a messenger RNA of Arctia plantaginis, 1662 nucleotides long. The record is from the annotation of a GenBank genome assembly. NCBI's taxonomy places the organism in Eukaryota, Metazoa, Arthropoda, Insecta, Lepidoptera, Erebidae.